AGUCGCUCAGGGAAAGGUCGGGGAAUAAACCCAUUUGGAUAAUAGAGAAGCAGAGAAGGCCCGUUUUUCUCUCUUCAGGAAUUCUCCAUCCCAGCUUUUUCAAGAUUUCCGGAUAGCCGGAGGAGCCACCAUUCCACGGCCGAAGCUUUGCCGAGUUUUCCGUCUGAGUCUCUUAAGCUCGCCGGAGUUGUUUUUCUGUCUUGCUAUUCUUUUUUCUAGCUAUUCCACAAUCUCUCACUUCUAUACCUGAGGGAAAGAUGUCUGAGCUCGCGGCAUCGGAGGUGUUCGCCUCUGGGCCGAGUAGUACGAGGACGCUGCAGGUCUGGAGGACGCUGAUGAGCUGGUUUAGUUUCGUUUUCCGGAUUUUGUGGCAGAUCGUCAAGGGGACCCCUUCCUUGUCCCAGGUCCUCUCAUUUUUGGGUGUCCGUCACCCGCUGCUCUCCUCUUCGCUAGCUUUCAAGCCGCUCCCUGCCCAUGCUCCCACUGAUACGCCGCCGCCAGCUGCGUCAGAGCAGACCGCCGCCGUGGGGAAGCUGAUGGUGGUCCUUGACCUGGAUGAGACUUUGGUAUGUGCAUAUGAGUCGUCUAGCCUUCCUUCUUUUGUUCGUAAUCAGGCAAUUGAGGCUGGUCUGAGGUGUUUUGAGCUGGAAUGUAUGUCCGGAGAGAAGGGCUUUGAAGGAGAACCAAAGGUUAAUCAUGUAACGGUGUUUGAGCGACCUGGUUUACAAGAGUUUCUGCAGCAAAUUAGUGAAUUUGCUGAUCUAGUUCUUUUCACAGCUGGUCUUGAAGGUUAUGCCAGACCACUUGUUGAUAAAAUAGAUGUUGAUAACAGAUUCUCUCAUCGUCUUUAUCGCCCUGCAACUGUCAGCACGGAAUUUCAAGAACAUGUUAAAGAUAUAUCACACAUUUCGAAAGAUAUGUGUCGGACUGUUAUUGUAGACAACAAUCCUUUCAGUUUUUUGCUUCAGCCAUUAAACGGGAUACCAUGUGUUCCAUUUUCCGCUGGACAGCCUUAUGAUGAACAGCUGUUGGGUGUUAUUCUUCCACUUCUGAAGCGCCUCUCUCUCCAAAAGGAUGUGAGGCCUGUACUGUACGAGAAAUUUAACAUGCCAGAAUGGUUUAAACAGCACGGAAUCCCUAUUGCUGUUUCCAAGUAGAGUAUGAUUUGUGCCAGUCAUUUAUUGGACAACGGUAACGGUAACUUCAUCCGAGCCGUUGGUCUGGUUUGCCUAACCCCGUAAUUUCUGUACAUUUUGUAUUGUUAGGUUUGUGGAUAUUGUUGAGUGUUUAAAGUUUGUUAUUUGUGAUGUUUAAAAAAGAAAUGAAAAAUGUCUGUUUGUAUGUUUCGGUUGAUUGGUAAUAUCAGGAAAGCCCAUGCUAGUGGGAAGAAAAUGAAAAAAAAGAAGAAGAAGAAAGUUUUGCUUCGCGGUUUGUGCAAUUAAAUUGUAAAAUGUAUUAAAUUUGGAAGUUCUGGUUUUGCGAAGAUAGGGUUUAGGAAAAAAUGCAUCUUUGAUACGGAUGAAGCAUAAUUGUUUGGGCGGUUGUUCUGCAAACAUUUAUCAAGUCAAAUUAGGAAUGAAUUGAUUGGCCGGCUGGCAUAAUACUGGGAUGGUUGCAGGUUGCUUGUAGGAGGCUGCAAUUAUUUGUA
This is a messenger RNA of Phalaenopsis equestris, 1648 nucleotides long. RefSeq names its product carboxy-terminal domain RNA polymerase II polypeptide A small phosphatase 1-like. Lineage: Eukaryota; Viridiplantae; Streptophyta; Magnoliopsida; Asparagales; Orchidaceae. The coding region runs from base 258 to 1157 and encodes 299 amino acids. The record is from RefSeq and is a predicted model, not a curated record. Gene Ontology annotation, molecular function: phosphoprotein phosphatase activity. The transcript has 6 exons.